Cajanus cajan (pigeon pea) is the source of this 941-nucleotide messenger RNA. Its product is annotated as ubiquitin-conjugating enzyme E2 5. The record is from RefSeq and is a predicted model, not a curated record. Lineage: Eukaryota; Viridiplantae; Streptophyta; Magnoliopsida; Fabales; Fabaceae.
UUAGCAAUACUAAGGUCUGAGCCGGUUCGGGUUUGUGGACUGUGCAGUAAGGCGUCUCGCACUUUCUUAUAUAUAUCUUAUUCUCUCAGAGUUUCUGUGUGAGGCAGCAGCAGCACACACACAAAGAAUAAAAGACAAACACAUAGAGAAACAAUGUCUUCCCCAAGCAAACGCCGAGAUAUGGACUUGAUGAAGCUGAUGAUGAGUGAUUACAAGGUGGAGAUGAUCAACGAUGGCAUGCAAGAGUUCUUUGUAGAAUUUCAUGGACCUAAAGACAGUCUUUAUCAAGGUGGUAUAUGGAAGAUAAGAGUGGAACUACCUGAUGCUUAUCCUUAUAAGUCUCCCUCUAUUGGUUUUGUCAACAAAAUUUUUCAUCCUAAUGUUGAUGAGAUGUCUGGUUCUGUUUGCUUAGAUGUUAUUAACCAGACUUGGAGUCCCAUGUUUGACCUUGUCAAUGUGUUUGAGGUGUUUCUUCCUCAAUUACUUCUGUACCCCAAUGCAUCAGAUCCAUUGAAUGGUGAUGCUGCUGCCUUGAUGAUGCGAGAUCAUGCUACAUAUGAAGAAAGAGUGAAAGAAUAUUGUGAAAAAUAUGCGAAGCCAGAAGAUAUUGGAGCUGCUCAGGAGGAAAGUUCCAGUGAUGAUGAACUGAGUGAAGAUGAUUAUGCCUCUAGUGAUGACGCCAUUGCUGGCCAACCUGAUCCUUAGAUUUUUACAUACAAUGCCUGCCUUAAUUACACUCUUGCUUGUACAUGAUAUGAUAUGAUUUGAUAUUGAGUCCUGGAAUUGGAAGAGAGACAAAUUCAGGAGGUUGCAGGAAAAAUUUACACCUAUCUAUCUUUCUAUUCCAUGUUGUUUGUGUAAAUUGAAUCAUAAUUUAAAUGUUUCAGAUAAUUAGUUAUCAGUUAUGUGACUAGAAAAAAUCAAUUUCUGAAGGUUCAAAC